Molecule: messenger RNA, 5204 nt
Organism: Delphinapterus leucas (beluga whale)
Lineage: Eukaryota; Metazoa; Chordata; Mammalia; Artiodactyla; Monodontidae
Source: RefSeq, a predicted model, not a curated record
CCAAGAAGUUGCAGAACAAGGAUUCCAGUUUCUUGGAUGGAAGCCCUUCUGAGUCGCCGGACUUGGAAACGACCAAGGGCAUAACGUGAGUGCUCUUUUCUGCCAUCCCCAGUUCUGCCUUCCAGCCUGGAAGCUUGCAGUGGCAAAAACCCUGAGGCAGGUGUGUCUGACCCCCAACCCAUCAUGCAGCCUUGGGGAAACCAGAGCUGCAAAAGGUACAGUCAGAGACUGAGUCAACUUGAGAACUUAAAGGGGCAGGAGGGGAGACUGUCAGAAAGCCCUUAGGAUAGAGUGUUGUAGCCCCCAACAUGUGCAGGUGGGGAAACUAAGGCAAGUUACCCCAGGCCACGCACUGGCUCAUUGGCAGGAUGGGGGCUGGACUCCAGUGCUGGCCCUAGAGUCUGUCUGUCUGUCUGUUUGUUUCUUUUUAAUUGAAGUAUAGCCCUAGAGUCAGUUUUGCUCCUGGCCAGUCCUGAUAAUGUCCGGGAGAGGGGCAGAAUCCCCAGCCUCUUGGUGGAGAAGGUGACACUUGAGCUAAAACCACAGACAACCAAGCAUUGCCUCCUUCCUGCAGUUACCCGGGCCUGUACUUCCAUUGACCACUGCAGUGACAACAUCAAAAGCACAGUAUGUAGAACAGUCUAGUUUCUUCCACCUCCCUGGGGUAUGUUUGGGGGGCAGUGGGGGGGUCACUCAUGAGGCUUUCAGACCGUGAUAAGGAGAGGUAUACUGAAAGGGUUUCGGCAGGGAAGCCAAGCUCCAGCUCCCUUCGCCUCCACCAUUCAAGCAGCGUGGCUAGUUCACUGAGGAAAAUGGGAGGGGCGACUGGCUGGCAUGGUGGUCAGGUUCCACAGCUUGAUGACAAAAAUGUUGACCCUGUCGGAGUAGUGGAAAGGUCACUUGCAUCCAAGGUGUGAGUCUGCUCCUUCUUUCUCGAAGCCUCAGUUUUCCCCAUAUGCAAAAUGGGGACACAUUGUGAAUUUAAGGAGGUUGCCUGUGGCAGUUACAUCUGAAAGGUUGAGUGUUGUGUGGGUCGGGGGAGAGUGUGCAGCAAGGAGGGAGAAAGAGGCAGGCAAAGCUCCUCCCACUGCCACCCUGUGGGACCAUUCAGGGAUGGACACAAUGAGUGACGUUAUGACCGGGUUCACUUGCCCCAGGACUAGUCCCCCAGGGUUGCUAAGAAUUCAGGAUCCUGAGGGUGAGAUCUCCAGGCCUUGGGGCCAUCCACUACUGAGGUGGGCUAUUUCUCCAUCGGAGGCCUUGAGGGAACCAGUCCUGAACGGUUGGGUUGGAAUAGUGACAUCUUAUGGAAAAACCCAAACGAAAUUUUCGGCCAACCCGAUAAGAUAUGGUUUGAUGGCAACUUUAGCUACUUAAGAAUCAAAGAAAGAAAGCAAGUCAGAACUAGCUCCUGGCUUGGAGGGAGGUAAUAAACAGGUUGGGUAAGCAUGGUACCUAUGGAGUUAGCUCACGGGGGUUUGAAUUCCUACUUUAGCUACUUACCAGCCUGAGCAAGUGAUAGAACGUAGUACUCUAGUUUCUCCUCUGUGAGAUAACAGUUGGCUCCUUCCCAGGGUGGCUGCAAAGACAAUUUGUGCAGGAAGCCCCCAAGCUUAAUGCCCGUAAGCCGACUACUGUGACUACCGUGACGUUCUGAAGUCACCAAAGGAGUUAAGGCUAGAACCCAGGUCUCCUGCCUCCCAGCCCAGUGCUUUGCACAACUCACCACAUUAUUAAGUUGUCUGAGUGGCCCAAAGUUAAAUUCAGAUUUCCUAAGUCCUUUAGUUAGAAAGUUCCAAGUGACCCUUUGACCCUAGUUGCAAAACAAGUCCAUCAUUGGAGGGCCGUGGGGUGCAGUGCUCAAUCAGCGAUGUUGACACCCACAGGGAGAGAGAAAGGGACGCAGAGACUCUCCACCCUCUUUCUCCCACAGUUUUUCUCUUUAACCCUUAACAAAUAAAUGGGCAGAUCCUCAGGAAGCUAGAGGAUUCAGGGAUUAAUAUAAAGAACAUUUAUAUUAAUCCCUGAAUGUUUGAGGCAGUUCUUCCAAAAAUAUUCCUCCUAACAUUCAUAGAGGCUCAGCAAAGUGGACAUGUUGCCCAAGAUAACACAGCUAGUUAAGUAGUAGAUCAAACCCAUGCCCCCGAAGUAGAGGUGUGGAGUCUUAACCACUGGACCACCAGGGAAGUGCAGCCUUGGGUUUUAAUCCCUGGUUUGUCCAACCCCAGAGACCAGGCUCCUUCCAUAAUACCUCUGCUGUUCUUCACAGUAAGUCUCUUCACUUGGAAGGCUCUCAUGGGGAAUUUCCAAGGUUUCUCAAGUUAUAAAUGUUAACCCGAUACUCAUCUUAGUUUAACCUUGUCCAGGUACAAAGAGGUGUAAAAAUAGGUUGUUUAGUUAAUUCACCACCAGAGAGCAUACCUCCCUAGAUCUUUACCCCGGCUGGCUUAGACCUUGUCUUCUGUCUUAAAAGUCUGAGUGUUGGGUUUUGUUUUUGCCGGAGGUAGGAGGAGACUUGCCAUUCCCCAGUUUGAGGUCCUGGCCUGAGGGAAAAAAAAAUCCCUCUGGAGCCCAAACCCUAAACAACCCUGUCCCAACAGACCCCAUCUGGGGACCAAGUCAUUUGACCUCUUCAUUAGUCAUAAUGAUUUCUCUUUGCUGCCUGCCCUUUCUCCUUUUCUAUGAGUUCAGUCCUAUAUCUGCUACCAGUAUUAUGACCUUGGGCUGUUCGCUGCCCUCUCUGAGCCUUAUUUCCCUCAAUUAUGAAAUGGGGCUGUCCCUUUAACCCAUCUCUCUGGGCUCCUUUCCGGGGGGCAGUCCAGUAGAAGUGGGAUGAAGAACAAAGACUCUGAGGCAGUUCUGGGUUCAAAUUCUGGCUCCCCAGUAUAUCCUUAGAUAAGUCAUUUUUUAAAAAUCUCUAUUCCUCAGUUUCCUUAUCUGCAAAAUAAGGGCAAUAACCUGCUUCCUUGUCUUGACAAGAGGAUUAAAUGAGAUAAUACAUGUAAUCCUUAGCAUAAUAUCUGUUAUAUAGUAAGUGUUCUAAUGGCAUAUAUUGAGUGUUAGCUGAUAAAACCAGGACAGUUCUGGGCAAACUGGGAUGGUUGGUCACCCUACACGAGACCCAGAGUGCCAGCAAAGGCCGUGGAGACUGAGAGACAACCAGGAGCCCACCUAUCCAGCUCAGCUCAGGUGUGGGCACGCUGGGAAAGAAUGCCUGUUGGAUCUCCUCACCUCUGCACACCCACAUGCUCAUGUCUUUUUCCUCUCCUUUAGAGCAUUCCAGGCCUUGGUUCACCUGGUGAAAGGUAACAUAGGCACAGGGGUCCUGGGACUACCCCUGGCUAUGAAGAAUGCAGGCAUCCUGAUGGGCCCUCUCAGUUUGCUGGCCAUGGGCUUCAUCUCCUGCCACUGUAUGCACAUCUUGGUCAGGUGUGCCCAGCGCUUCUGCCACAGACUUAACAAGCCCUUUAUGGACUACGGGGAUACGGUGAUGCAUGGACUAGAAGCCAGCCCCAGCACCUGGCUCCGGAACCACGCACACUGGGGAAGGCGUAUCGUGAGCUUCUUUCUUAUAGUCACCCAGAUGGGCUUCUGCUGCGUGUACAUUGUGUUUCUGGCUGAUAAUUUAAAGCAGGUAGUGGAAGCGGUUAAUAGCACAACCAACAACUGCCAUUACAACAGGACAGUGAUUCUGACGCCCACCAUGGACUCGAGACUCUACAUGCUCACCUUCCUGCCCUUCCUGGUGCUUCUGGUGUUCGUCAGAAACCUCCGAGCCCUGUCCAUCUUCUCCCUGUUGGCCAACAUCACCAUGCUGGUCAGCUUGAUCAUCAUCACCCAGUCCAUCAUCCAGGGAAUUCCAGACCCCAGCCACUUGCCACUGGUAGCAAAUUGGAAGACCUACUCGCUCUUCUUCGGAACAGCCGUUUUUUCAUUUGAAAGCAUUGGUGUGGUUCUGCCCCUGGAAAACAAGAUGAAGGAUGCCCGCCGCUUCCCAGUCAUCCUGUCUUUGGGAAUGUCCAUCGUUACUGCCCUCUACAUCAGCAUCGGGACUCUGGGCUACCUGCGGUUCGGAAAUGACAUCAAGGCUGUACCACUCGGUCAAGAUCCUCUACAUAAUUGGCAUCCUGUGCACCUACGCCCUGCAGUUCUACGUCCCUGCAGAAAUCAUCAUUCCCUUCGCCACCUCCCAGGUGUUAAAGCGCUGGGCACUGCCUCUGGACUUGUUCAUCCGCCUCGCCAUGGUCAGCCUGACAUGCGUCUUGGCCAUCCUCAUCCCCCGCCUGGACCUGGUCCUCUCUCUGGUGGGCUCCCUGAGCAGCAGUGCACUGGCGCUCAUCAUCCCGCCCCUCCUGGAGAUCACCACCUACUACUCAGAGGGCAUGAGCCCCGUCACCAUCAUCAAGGACGCCCUGAUCAGCAUCCUGGGCUUCGUGGGCUUUGUGAUGGGGACCUACCAGGCCCUGGACGAGCUGAUCCAGUCAGAAGACCCUCUCACGUUUUCCAACUCCACCAUUUUUAUUCAGUGAAAAUGGCGCUGCUUCUUACCCACCAGCACCUGACAUUUAAUGAUAUAAAUCUCUUCUAUAUGCAUUAUCUAUAUUUUGCUGCUUUACCUUUCUCUGAGUCAAGUCACAGUGAAACAAGCACGGACUCAGCAGCUACAAGGUCUAGAUGGUAAUUUAAAAAAAAUUUUUUUUAAUUUAUUUUCUUUCCAUCUCUAGCUUUCCACUACACUGAGAGCUCUCUCACUGAAGGCUCUUGAUUCCAUUCGGGUUUUUGGCAAUUCACACGAUGAAUUUCACACAUUGAGUGGGGCUAUGCAAGAGGAAGCCACCAGGGGGCAUCCAAGAGGCAGCACCUGACAGAAGGAGGUGCAGCCAGCUAAGGCUGAUGGUGAUUUGGUAGACAAAGGGUGUCCUCUUUUCCAGAUCUGUUUAAAGAGCAAAGAUUAAGAGUGGGGACAUAAUCCAUAAUCCAGCAAGGUGUGCACAGCUCCAGCGUCAAGAUGGACAGGAUCCACAGGUCCAUGGUGAGCUGCAACUCUCAGACAGAAAGGAACCACCAUAUUUAAGUCAAGGGCAAUAAACUUUCUAAACAACUGGAUAAAGUUUUGGCCCAAUUCAAAGAUCUCAACAAGGGACAGUCGUCACAGAAAUGGAUGUGCCAAUGGCGGGGGGUUGGGGGUAGGGUGGGGAUGGACA